CCAGGGGGGAGGGGCCAGGGGAGCUCCAGUCCGGUGCCAUCACGCCAGAGUCAGGUGGCACCAGGGCUCAAGGAGAACGCGGAGUCCCCACUGGCCCCCGGCAGAUGCGUCUCCAGAUGCAGCUCCUCCUGAGGGUCCUCCAGCUCCUGCUCCUGGGGGGAAGGGUGAGCGGCCUUGUCCCAGAGCCCCGCAUCGUGGGGGGCAUGGCGGCGCCUCCCCGGCAGUGGCCCUGGCAGGUCAGCCUCAGAGAGCGGGGCCGCCACACCUGUGGAGGCAGCCUCAUCAGCCACCAGUGGGUGCUGACCGCUGCCCACUGCGUCUCCGGAUCUGUGAGGCUGCGAGACCUGCGCAUCCAGCUGGGAGAGCCCACCCUGUACACCGAUCCCCGGGGCUCAGUCUCCACAGGCGUGGCCAGCAUCGUCCGGCACCCCUCCUUCAAUGGGGAUGCCCUCCAGGGCAGUGAUGUGGCCCUGCUGAAGCUGGCACACCCCGUGCCCUUCUCUUCCACCAUCAAACCCAUCUCCCUGGCCUUGCCCGGCUCCCGCUUCCCUGCGGGCACCCUCUGCUGGGUGACUGGCUGGGGUGACAUCAGGCAGAAUGUGGCCCUGCCCCAGCCCGGCAGGCUGCAACAGGUGGAGGUGCGCAUCAUCGACCUGCAGAACUGCCAGACGGCCUACCGCCCGGAGCCCAUCGCCAAGGACAUGCUGUGUGCUGGCCACUUCCAGGGCCAAAAGGGCUUCUGUGAGGGCGACUCUGGGGGCCCCCUGGUCUGCCAGCUCCGGGACAGGCAGUGGGUGCAGGCAGCAGUGGUGAGCUUCAGCAGAGGCUGUGCCGAGCCCGGCCUCCCGGGGGUGUACACCAAGGUCUCUGCCUACCAGCCCUGGAUCCGGCGCCACGUGCCUCUGCUGCGGUACUGCCAGAGGGGCUAUCCCCCAGAUAACGAGGCCCCACUGAGGUCGGCCAGCGGCCCGAGGACACCCAGGGACGGCGCCGUCCCACCUCCCCAGGACUCGGGUCUGCUGUCCGGGCGGGGGCCUGGGGCCUGGGGCUGGGCCUCACCGGCUGCCGCUCUGCAUUGGAGGGCAGAACGCCCCUCCUCUGAGCUCUCCUGGUCUGAAGGGAUAAAUGGGGAGGGAGAGCGGGCUGGUGGGGAGCAGCAGGCACAGGCCAAGAUGCUGCAUCUGCUGGCACUGCCCCUCCUGGCCAGCCUGGCCCACACAUCCCCUGCCCCAGGCCGGGCCCUGGAGCGAGCAGGCAUUGUUGGGGGGCAGGAGGCCCCUGGGAGCAAGUGGCCCUGGCAGGUGAGCCUGAGGUUCAACGAGCAGUACUGGAUGCACUUCUGCGGGGGGUCCCUCAUCCACCCUCAGUGGGUGCUGACCGCGGCACACUGCGUGGGACCGGAGCCCAUGGACCCAGCCAUGCUCAGGGUGCAGUUACGGGAGCAGCACCUCUAUUACCGCGACAAGCUGCUGCCUGUCAGCAGGGUCAUCCCCCACCCCGACUACUACAACGUCCAGGGCGGGGCAGACAUUGCCCUGCUGGAGCUCCAGGACCCCGUGAACAUCUCCGGCCGCGUGCAAGUGGUCACCCUGCCCCCUGCCUCGGAGACCUUCCCCCCCAAGACACCGUGCUGGGUGACAGGCUGGGGUGACGUGGGCACGGAAGUACACCUGCCCCCGCCAUACCCGCUGAGGCAGGUAAAGGUCCCCAUCGUGGAAAACAGCAUCUGUGACGCACAGUACCACACCGGCCUGUCCACGGGGGACAAUGUCCAGAUUGUCCAAGACGACAUGCUGUGUGCCGGGACCAAAGAGAGAGACUCCUGCCAGGGCGACUCGGGAGGGCCCCUGGCCUGCAAGGUGAAUGGCACGUGGCUGCAGGCGGGCGUGGUCAGCUGGGGUGACGGCUGUGCUAAGCCCGACCGGCCGGGUAUCUACACCCGCGUCACCCACUACCUGGACUGGAUCCGCCAGUACGUCCCCGAGGAGCCCUGAGCCCAGUCCCCGGGCCACCACCCGGGUGGGAGGAGAGCGCACCCUCCUGUCCCCACACUGCAG
This is a messenger RNA of Manis javanica (Malayan pangolin), 2057 nucleotides long. Its product is annotated as tryptase beta-2-like. Gene Ontology annotation, molecular function: serine-type endopeptidase activity. The record is from RefSeq and is a predicted model, not a curated record. NCBI's taxonomy places the organism in Eukaryota, Metazoa, Chordata, Mammalia, Pholidota, Manidae. Gene Ontology annotation, biological process: proteolysis.